Dermacentor silvarum is the source of this 2475-nucleotide messenger RNA. Its product is annotated as nose resistant to fluoxetine protein 6-like. Lineage: Eukaryota; Metazoa; Arthropoda; Arachnida; Ixodida; Ixodidae. The record is from RefSeq and is a predicted model, not a curated record. Gene Ontology annotation, molecular function: acyltransferase activity, transferring groups other than amino-acyl groups. The transcript is spliced from 15 exons. The coding region runs from base 18 to 2267 and encodes 749 amino acids.
UGUUCUCGCUAUUACCGAUGAGAAAAAGUAGGCGGAAAAGCUCACCCGUGAGAUUAAUUGUCUUGGCGAUCUGCUUGCUGUUCGAGAUCUCCGCACGAUGCUCGCUAGCUGAGAAUGUUACGGGCGCCGCCGAUGAGGUAUCUGCGCCAUCGGCACCAGUGAUAGCAGCUGCCGCAGGUGCAGAUAACGAUACUGCUGACAUCAUGCAAGGGCUACAAGACAUGAUGGCCAGCCUCUUCGCCAGCGUGCCACCGUCUCUGACGCUCAAGCUUAUCGGGGCCAACAUUCGGCCACAGUGCAGCCUGGCCCUUCUCCGAACUGUGGACGCCUUCAAGAAAUUGGAGCCAUGGGCGCUCAGACUGUUCGACGCGACGGGCAAAUACCCGACGGGCGUACUGCAAGCUUCCCGCGUCGACCUAGGAGCGUUCGACGAGUGCCUCGAGACGGAGGUGCGUGACAGCUCUGGAAAUGUGAGCUCACGUGGCCAGUACUGCAAUUUGCAGCUCCAGCCGAAGAAGGACGUCCUUGGUCCGAAGGAGAUGGAAUUCUUAUCGGCCAUGGUGCAUCCUAAGAUUAUUGAUUACAUGGGACUAGUCACGGAAGCAGAAACACCUUUUAUUCGUAUAGGCAUAUGCUUUCUGGACGACUGCAACGAAAGUGAUUUACAAGCACUAGCGGACACAGUACAACCUCCUACGGCAAAAAUCCGGGUGUCGAACUGCGUUACAGCGGAGCCCGAGCCGUGGAGCUCAAUUCAAAUCGGAAUUGUUGCAUUCCUAGCUGUCUUAGGCGUCAUUAUAGCCGGCGCCACGAUCGUCGACCUUACCAUGGGUUCAAAGCCAAAAUACGCGGAAAAAGGCGGUGUGCUGCUAAAGGUUGUGCUGGCAUUCUCGGCCGCGGCCAGUACACGCGAAUUGUUUCACGUUGCCGAAAGAACGAAUGCCGACCACUACUCCCUGCGCUUUCUCUACGGCAUGCGGACCAUCAGCCUCGGCCACAUUGUGCUGGGCCAUUGCUGCCAGGUGGUGUCAGACACAUGGGCGCGCAUGCUAAACUUGAUAAUAUCGACUAGAUUGGGAAACUUGAUUUUGCCGGCGGCCUACAACAGUGUGGAUACGUUCUUUUUUCUCAGUGGAUUUUUGCUGUGCCUCGCAGUGACAAAACAAAAGAGAAAUAGGACCCUCGUCUUCAUAAUCGCUGUCUGUCGACGGUUGAUCAGGACUGGCGUUCCAAUCUUCUUUGUCAUCACGUGUAUCUUCGUGCUUCCACGUUUUGUAACCGGACCGGAUGCCAAAACGUUCUUUCAGAAGUUCUACGACGAGAUGGGGGAAAACUGGUGGCACUUGAUCAUUCCGAUCAGAAAUUUCUUUGAUAUGACCGAAAGGAGCGUGAUGAUCCACCUGUGGUAUGUGUCUGCAGAUUUCCAGCUUUUCGUCGUUUCUCUGCUGGUUCUACAGCUGCUGAAAAGUCAGAAAAGGUUGGCCAUGGGAGCGUUCAUCGGGCUUUCUCUGCUGGGCUGCGCCAUCGCAUUGUGGACUGCGACGAACCCUGACGUCCUGCCCUUCAUUACCUACCCUGCCUUCACAAUAACCGCCAUGUUGGAAACCAUGAACAAAUACUACAUGCGGCCUUUCUACCACGCGGUAUGCUUCUUUAGCGGUUGUAUGACGCUACUCAUCCUGGACAACUUCAAGAAUCUCAAAAUUUCAAAGACUGCUAACGCAGUGGGAUGGUUCGUGGCCACUAGCUGCGCAAUCUGCGUUGUGUUGAUGAAGGCCCCCUGGUACAAAAGGCAGGAUCCCACCUCAGAAGCUGUGAAACUGCUCGUGGCCUUCUUUGACCGCGUCCUGUGGUCAAUAUUCCUCUCGUGGUUCACUUUGGCUUGCGCCACUGGCCGAGGCGGAUUCGUUGCUAGAGUCCUCUCCUCGGACGUAUUCGUGCCUCUGGGCAAGCUGUCAUUCGGCGUCUACCUCAUACACUACCCCUUCCUCAUGGUGAUGCUGCAUACAACUAGGGAGCGCCUGUUAUGGUCUCACUUUAAUGUGGUGACCCUAUUUUUUGGCGUGCUCGUCUGGAGCAACAUCUUGGCGUACAUGGCGUUCCUCGCUUGCGAAGGACCAACUGCCGCAGUCGACAAGCUGAUUUUCAAAAGACUCAUGAGACGAGGAAGACCCACAAAGCCAGAGCCGCAGCCGGAUGCUAGCGACGCAGCAAAUGGGCAGAAACUGGGAGCUCACCGAGUUCCUCCGCUGUGGUCUAAACUUUGAUCUCGUCCUUUUUUUGUUUCUUUUGUAAUUUGAAUCACGCAAGAAAGUUCCGCUCCUGCUGUCACUUUAAGCGCCAGCGGAUCGCGUGCAGCGCGAUUUCUCCUGACAGCUGUCACUCUUCUGCAUGAGUUCACAAGUAGCAGAAUUAGAUAUCGCUCGAUGUUUCAUUACCAUGCAGAAGUUUCAAUAAACAUGCUGGAGGAAAACG